CCGAAGAUGGCGGGCGUCCCCGAUCCGCUGGAAGACAUGCUUUACUCAGACGUGGACGAGAAAGCCGUCAGCGACCUCGUAGGCUCUUUAGAAUCGCAGCUCGGUGGGCCGGACGAGUCCGCAGCACCGCAGGGCGACGCGAGGCGCUCUGGGCCGCCACAAGCACACAAUCCCAACUUGGGACAGUCGCAGCCCGCUCAAGCGGCGGACCGGCGGCGCUCGGGACUCCAGAGAGCCGAGCCAAAGCUGGAGGUCGGCGGCGCUCGGGAAAACGGCUCCGAGGGGAUCCCGGCCUCCGUGAACGCGGCGCCGGGCUCCGUGCUGGUGGGCGCUGCUGCUGCGGCGAGUCGCUUGCAGCCUCUCGGGAAAGCAAAGCCUGCAGCGGGACUCCUAACUUCAGCGAACUGUUCAAGUGACGCAGCAGUUGUAGCAACAUCAUCAUCGUCACCAUCACCUCCUACAGAUUCUCUCCCUCACACAAAUCACAUAUCGUCUGCCAUACGGACCGUUUCCUCCAGAGUCCUGCCUAGUGAGAGUGGAAGCAGCGGGACAGUGACUGUUAACUCUCCUGCUGUUGCCUCUGCUCCCACUGCUGGAGCUGGAGUUCAAACCAGUGUGAGCGCUGGUGCCACUGGUGCUGUUGGCGCCACUGGCUCUGGUUUGGGUAACGAGAACGGCAACAUGGCCUCUUCUAAUGGCACAAAUGGUCCUCUGGUGUCUGCUCAGCCUGAUCAUAUGUUGUCCCAACCUGCUGAUCCGUCAGGUAGUCAGGCGGCCCCUGCUGUUGCACUGCACAGACCUCCAAACGUUUUGCCCAAUGGAAGUGACCCUAAAGUUGCAGCAUUGCCCGCACAGGGUGUCAGUGCUGCUGCUGUCCCAGCCUCGACCGUGGCAUUUUCAAAUGCGAGUCCUAGUUUAGUGAAGGCCAGCCCACAAGCCCAGAUUAAAACCAUUGUCCCCAACCAGCUUGCUGGAAGCCCUGUGGGCCUGCAUCCGCCCGCACCGGUCACUGUACCUGCCAGCAGCAUGCAGGGGAACACCUCGCUUCCAGUGGCAAGCACUCCCUCAGUCCUAGUGAAGCCGGAAGGUGGCCUUGUUGGCCAGCCCACAGGCUUGUUGAGGCCUGGCACUGCGGCACCGGUGGUGGCCACCACGGCGGUGCCUCAGCGCCCUGGGGUACCUGUCGCCCCAAGGGCCGUGGUGCCACAGAUCACUGUCAGACCCCAACAGCAGACCACUAUUCAGUUACCUCCAGGAUUCACCAUACCACAGGGGAUGGUGCUGGUUCGGACAGAAGCUGGUCAGCUCGUGUUGGUUCCACAGCAGGUUUUGGCCCAAGCCCAGGCCAAGGCUCAGAAUCAGAGUAAACCUGCUCUGUCCCCCAGGCCGGCAACGCCAACCACGGCAGCCACCUUUAGAGUUACCACUCCGGUGGCUCAGCCAGCAGUAACUUCCCCCACCAUUCGGCCCAUUCCCCCGGCCCAGACAAAGGUUGUACAGACAGCAAGCCCUGCCAGCCCUGCUCUUCAGAAGAGUCCGGUGGUGACGGUCAGUUCUGCUCAAAAACCUGCUGGCCCCACAGUCAUCACGGCAGGAGCUCGUGUCCAGACCCCUCCUCAGACUCUCCUGAAACCCUGCAAUCCUGUCCCAGCAUCCACUGUCCCAGCCGCAGGAGCCACUGGCCUCUCUCCGGAAAUGCAAGAGAAUGUGAAGAAGUGCAAGAACUUUCUAGCAACGCUGAUCAAACUGGCAUCACAUAAUUCCCCCUCUCCGGAAACGUCCCGGAAUGUGAAGGCGCUGGUGCAAGACUUGCUGGAUGCCAAAAUUGAGCCUGAGGAAUUUACAAAUCGUCUGCAAACGGAGCUGAAGUCAUCACCUCAGCCCUACCUCAUCCCCUUCUUGAAGAAAAGUCUGCCUGCUCUGAGGAUGACCCUCCUGAACUCGCAGCAGUCUCUGACCCAGCUUUCCCAGCCCACGCCCUCCACCCCUCUCACUGUGGGCGCCGUUAAAGCCCCGCCUACUCCCCGCUCCCUUGCUACAGCGGUGCUCCCUGUCCGACCUGCUGUCGUACAGGACCAGACUGCCAUUAAGCGGGCAGGGGCACAGGUCACUCCAGCUAGGAUGCCUGUCGUGAUUGCCCAGACAAUCCGACCUCAAGGUCCUGUGGUCAGAGGACCGACAGUACAAGUGAGAGGUCCUGUUGGCGUCACCAUCCAGGCUGCAGCCAAUCAGAAACAGAAACUGAAUGACCCAGGAGGUGGAACUUUCAAGGAUGAUGAUGACAUCAAUGAUGUGGCGUCGAUGGCAGGUGUUAACCUGAAUGAGGAGAACGCUCGAAUAUUAGCCACGGGCUCCGAGCUGGUGGGCACACAAAUCCGUUCCUGCAAAGAUGAGACCUUUCUGCAGACUAACUUGCUGCACAAGCGCAUCCUCGAGAUCGCGCGAAAGUUUGGGGUGAAUGAGGUUGGGGGGGACGUGGUGAGUCUGGUGUCUCACGCUGCUGAGAUGAGGCUCCGCACUAUGUUGGAGAACGUCUCUGCUCUCGCCCAACACCGCACGGACUCCUGCAAGGAUGAAGAGCGCUAUGAGCAAGCGUCAGAUGUGAGGACGCAGCUGAAGUUCUUCGAGCAGUUGGAAAGGCUGGAGAAACAGCGCAAAGACGACGAGGAGAGGGAGAUCCUGCUUAAAGUAGCCAAAAGUCGUUCCAGGCAAGAAGACCCUGAGCAGGCUCGGCUUAAGCAGAAAGCUAAAGAGAUGCAGCAGCAGGAGUUAGCCCAGAUGAGGCAGCGCGAUGCCAACCUCACAGCCCUGGCAGCAAUAGGGCCACGCAAAAAACGCAAACUGGACACUGGGGCCUCUGCGUCUGGAGAGGUGUCUGGAGGCUCUUUGGGGUCAGCGGCCUCUUCCUCCUCUUCCUCCUCCACGCGACAGGUCCGGCAGCGAAUCACGCGGGUUAACCUCAGGGACUUGAUCUUCUGCCUGGAGCAGGAGCGCUCCACAGCCCGCUCACUGCUGCUCUACAAAGCUCUGCUCAAAUAGGACUGGUUCAGCGCAGUGGCUCAGCUUCAUCCCCCCAUCUCUCCUCUUCCUCUAUGUAGGGUCUGACCAGUGCCCUGUCCAGACUGUCAGUCGCCUCUUUAUCGUUUGAUCGGCCAGGUCCGUUUCCUCCCGGCCUGCUUCCCUUGCGUUUUUCUUUGUGCCUUCAGGCAAAGCUAGGACAUAAUCACUGAGAUCCUGUCUUUGCUGAAAGAGGAAUGUACUAGAUAUUAAUGCUCCAAACACGCAUAUUCAGGAAGUGAGUGAUAGAAAGCCAUGAAGAGGGAGAGGAGCAGAGGAUCGUGGGCAGCGUUUCUGUUCAUUUGUUACCUUUUACUGCAGCAUGUUGGUACAGGAGCCAGCAUAGAGGAGAACAUUCACCUGUUCUUAUGUGUUUUUUAAUCUGAUUUGAUUUUAAUGUUCCAGGAUGACUCUGAUUUGUUGGUAUAAAGUAUGAUUGGACUUGAAGCUGUUUUAACUUAAAUGCCUCAUUUGCAAUAUGGACACUGGAAGUGUGAAUGUAUAGCUUUUUUUGUGGGUUUUUUUUUUUUUCUUUUCCUUUUUUUAGCAGUCUAACAAAUUAUUAAAUAUUUUAAUAACUUAUGACUUUCAUACCUCCAAAUGAUGGUUUGGACUGAUCUCGUUUCAGUAAGAUUAUGCAAAAUGAAGGAGCUCCAUGUUGCUGUCCUUCAUCAUAUGGGGUGCAGUUUUGUAAUUCAGUGACAGUAUUUUCUCACACUCCCAACGUGGAGUGUAUGCGUGUGUUAGCGACAUGCUGUGAAGAGUUCCGGUGGAGGAAAAUGGCACAGUGCCAUCUGUAACGAUGAGGCUGCCAUAAUUUCAUCCGAAAGGAUGACGCAUGAAAUCAUCUGGCUGCUCCACUGAAAAUCUAGAGCAGCUUCUCGUCAAUAAACUGUAGGCAAGUAUGAUCACAGCAUUGCAGACUUUUAAGAUUUCAAUGGAAAUCCACUUAUUUUGUUUUUUUUUGUUUGUUUUUUUUUUUUAAACCUCUACGUAAUUCAGUCUUUGAGGUGUAAACAGUUAUUCAGAGAGGUUUGAUGUGAACUGAUGCAUUGUACAGAAACUACAGUGGUGAUGACUGGAACCAGGGGUCAUGAACAUCACUAAUAUAGCCUUUUUUAUUCACUAUCCAACCCAAGUGAUCCAACAUGUCUUCUUAGGUUUUAUAUGUAAUGUUUAUGAUGGUAAAAUGAAAGUGAAAAUUCUGACUCUCUUCUAAGGACUAUUUUGCCUUACAGCACCCUACAUGUACAUCGCUACUGUUUUUUUUUUUUGUAAACAAUGUUUCAGGCAACCAGCUGCAUUCAUAACCAUUUCAUAUGAUCAUUUUCUUGAGAUAUUAAAUACUUUGGACGUCUGGUUCCUAACACCACAACUGUGAGCAGUUCUGAUUUUCUGUAGAACACUGCGUUUCAUAUCAAACCACUCAGAAUGUGUUCGUUUACGUCUGAAUGAUGUAAUUAUGAAGAAAACAUUUCAAAAAGUUUGGUGGAAUUCCCCUUUAAGGUUGAAUGAGUCUUGCACUGGAAUUUUAAAUUGGAAUAUAUGUCAGUAAAAGGGCCUUUAAGAAUGAAGUGGCCUGACUUUGAUUUGAAAGUGGAAAUUUGAAAGUUGUCAGCCCAGCAGGACAGGACUCCAGUGACCCAACAGCUUUAAGGGAGUUUGGACUGGACUUCACUUUGCCUGCAAACAACAAUAAGAAGUAUGCAGAUUUCCUCAGAUCUAGAUCGUCACAGCCAAAAUCCACCUUUGUCCUCUGCUGCGAGACUGGUUUCUAUGUACCUGCACAUGAAAGCGCUCAGACAAACCAAGAGUUUCUGAUCCAAUGGUCAGGUCUUUGAUUAUUUCUAUGUUGUAUUGUCUACAAAGACCACAUUAUCUAUUAUAAACUCUAUAUUUUUUGGUAAAUUUAACAAUUUUUAAAUGUUUGGCUGGUUUGAGAAAAAAAAGUGUUGAUCUCCUCAAAAUUUGUACUAUUUUGUAAAAG
This is a messenger RNA of Pygocentrus nattereri (red-bellied piranha), 5044 nucleotides long. RefSeq names its product transcription initiation factor TFIID subunit 4 (gene taf4l). Gene Ontology annotation, cellular component: transcription factor TFIID complex. Gene Ontology annotation, molecular function: protein heterodimerization activity; RNA polymerase II general transcription initiation factor activity; DNA binding. Bases 7 to 3039 code for a protein of 1010 amino acids. NCBI's taxonomy places the organism in Eukaryota, Metazoa, Chordata, Actinopteri, Characiformes, Serrasalmidae. Gene Ontology annotation, biological process: DNA-templated transcription; transcription initiation at RNA polymerase II promoter. The transcript is spliced from 15 exons. The record is from RefSeq and is a predicted model, not a curated record.